Eublepharis macularius is the source of this 4851-nucleotide messenger RNA. It is a transcript of the gene CADM1, whose product is annotated as cell adhesion molecule 1. Lineage: Eukaryota; Metazoa; Chordata; Lepidosauria; Squamata; Eublepharidae. The coding region runs from base 469 to 1815 and encodes 448 amino acids. Gene Ontology annotation, molecular function: signaling receptor binding. Gene Ontology annotation, cellular component: neuron projection; synapse; plasma membrane. The transcript is spliced from 14 exons. The record is from RefSeq and is a predicted model, not a curated record. Gene Ontology annotation, biological process: detection of stimulus; cell recognition; susceptibility to natural killer cell mediated cytotoxicity.
GGUGUUUGGGCAGCAGGCAGGUUUUGCAACCUCCCCUGGUGUGCCUGAAUGGGCCCACCGGAGAAAAUAGGGGGAUUCUGAGCCCAUGUGGUCCAUUCAUUCUGCGCAGCUUGGAUCAACAGCCGUGCACGUGAUGCAUGUGAGCAGAGUGGUGUUCCAUUGUAAAAUGCACCUGUGACUUAACCCAUUUCUAGCAACUGUUCAGUUACUUUCCUUGGCACUCAAGAGAAUCCCGCACUGAAUGCCUGAACACGCCCUCUGUGUGGAAGGGCCUGCAGCUAGGUAAGAAAUAAGGACAAGUUGCCCAUUCCUGGUUCUCCUCUCAAGCUUUUUAACCUAUUGGAUGAUGGUAGUCGGUGCUGAUUCUGCCACCCAAAGGAUUAUAGAUCACACUGGGCCAGUUGCCGUGAACUUUAAGCUGUGCUUUGGUUUCGAGCUGACGUAAAACUGUGGGUGAUUCCGGGCUGCAUGACUUUUCAUCACGGCAGUGACGGCCAGAAUUUGUUUACAGAAGACGUGACCGUCGUAGAGGGAGACGUCGCCACCAUCAGUUGCAGAGUUAAAAACAACGACGAUUCCGUGAUUCAGCUACUGAAUCCUAACAGACAGACGAUUUAUUUCAGAGACUUCAGGCCUUUGAAGGACAGCAGGUUUCAGUUGGUGAAUUUCUCUAACAGCGAACUCAGAGUGUCGCUGACAAAUGUCUCUAUUUCGGACGAAGGAAGGUACUUCUGUCAACUCUACACGGAUCCCCCCCAGGAAAUUUUCAUGACGAUCACGGUGCUUGUCCCGCCACGUAACUUGGUAAUUGACAUCCAGAAGGACACGGCGGUGGAAGGAGAAGAGAUUGAGCUGAACUGCACGGCCAUGGCCAGCCGACCGGCCACGACAAUCAAGUGGUUCAAAGGCAGCAAGGAGCUAAAGGGGAAAUCAGAAGUGGAGCAAUGGUCAGACAUGUACACAGUGACCAGCCAGAUUUCCUUGACCGUCCGGCGGGAAGAUGAUGGGGUCCCCGUCGUCUGCGAGGUCGACCACCCCGCUGUCAAAGACUUGCAGACCAAGCGCUACCUAGAUGUAAUGUAUAAGCCUCAGAUACGGGUGUCACAGCUUUUACCAGCAUCUGGACUAACAAGGGAAGGGGAUCUACUUGACCUUCUCUGCCAAGUUGAAGGGAAGCCAGAGCCGACAGACACGACGUGGUUCAGAGUAGAUGAGGAGAUGCCUCCGCACGUUAUCGUUUCGGGCUCAAACCUUCACAUUAGCAGCCUCAACAAAAGCGACAACGGCACCUACCGCUGCGAGGCGUCGAACGAAGUGGGGAAGGCCUUUGUCGACUACAUGCUUUAUGUCUAUGAUCCCCUCACAACUCUCCCUCCACCCACAACAACCAUCAUCAUUCCCUUCACCACCGCAGACACAACGGCGACGACAGAACCAGCAGUUCACGGCUUUACUCAGUUGCCAAAUUCUGCCGAAGAGCUGGACUAUGGGGACCUCUCAGCUAAAAAUAGAAAGGCUCAUUCCAAAAUUGCACCCCAGCCAGAGACCACCAGCUGGUUCCAUGAUUCCCGAGCAGGGGAGGAGAGUGCUAUUACCGCCGUGGACCAUGCCGUGAUCGGUGGUGUCGUGGCCGUGGUGGUCUUUGCCAUGCUCUGUCUCCUUAUCAUUUUGGGACGAUACUUUGCAAGACACAAAGGUACGUACUUCACCCAUGAAGCCAAAGGAGCUGACGAUGCGGCUGACGCGGACACGGCUAUCAUCAACGCAGAGGGAGGCCAGAACAACUCAGAGGAGAAGAAGGAGUACUUCAUCUAGACCCGCCUCGGCGUCCCUGAGGUGUCCAGCUGUGGACAGUCACUGGCCCUGCGUGUGAAGAUCAAGACAGUGAUGGUGGAAGUUGCUACCAGCUUAUGGCAUUUUACUUUGUCUCUGUCUUUUUCUUUCCUUUUUUUCCCCCUUCCAGUGCUGUUUUAUUUUAUUUUAAAAUGGAUGGAUGAAUGGACAGAUGGAUGGAUGGAGUGAGGUGUGGGCCUGUCAGAGAGAGUCCAGGAUUUCCUAUGUGAAAGUGAUCUUUGUAAAUUACACUCUGCUGUUCGGCACCUCAGUUUAUUUGGGUUUUUAAUUCUCUGGCCAAGUCCAACUUGGAUUUAGUUUAGUUCCAUCAUUUGCAGAAAAUUCUGUGCCUUGUUUUAUUUCUUGUUUCAUGGGGGAGGGGGAGCGGGGGGGGGGCGGCCCUGUUGAUUUCUUUUUCCUUCCAGCCUCUCUUGGAAUUGCCUGCUGGGAUCCCUUGCAAAUAGGUUUUUUUUUUCCCCCUUCCUUUUUUUUUAAGAAAAAAAGAAAACUCCUGGUUUGUUUUUAUGUUGUUGUUGCUGUUUGAAAUUGUGUCAUCAAAGGAGAACCAGCACACCUUAGGUUUCAUUGUUUGGAAUUCAGUGUGUGUUCAUAAUCCAUUCGACUCCCUUGUCAUGAAAGCUUGGACAAACAAACUUUUUAGGAGCGUGGUUUGCGGCUGCCCAUGUUUCCAGCGCAGCCGAGCCGAGAACAUAGGCUGAAACUUUGAAAACAUGCUCUGCUUCACACCCAGAGACACAGCCGUGCCAGGUUAUCUGCAAGCAAAGUGCGCCCCAAGGAUAUGGAGACUGUUCAAUGUGGUCUCUGUCGAAUCCUGUACAGCACGCCUCCUCCUCUCCGGGUGGGAGCUGGUAUUGAAGGGAUCUUCCUGGACUUUGUCCUAAACAGCCCUGACAGAUGAGGCCUGCUUCUUUCAUGCAAGUAGGCAAAUUUGAAUCCUCACAGGAGGGGUGGAGGGAACGCGGAAGUUCUGCUCUAAUUAUUUCUGUUCCAAACAAUCCCAUCAGUGGCUCCCAAUUGGCCUUGCGUCUCUGUAAUUUCCUGGAAAGAGAAAAACCUUUGUGAUGUGAACGGACUGUGAAUGAGCCAGAUUCUCAGUUUUGUGUCUUGUUUUAUCCUUUCUUCUCAGUUGUAUUUCGUUAAAGAGGGGAGGCAUUAUGAUGGCGGCCUGCAAGUACGCUGCAUUACAGGCAUUUGUCGUGCUGAGCCUCCAUCCAGAGACUGUGUGAAAUAUUUCUUUCUUUUGGAUUUGACUUGACAAAAGGCAGGAGGGGAGAGAAGAAAUGUCGGGAUGGUUUUUGUGCUGGACUGCCCUGCGUCUCCCUUCUGGAAAGGUCAGAGCAGAGGUGGGAAGAUCAGCAGGGAGGUUUUCUCCUUCUUUAAUCCAAAUUCUCUCUUAAUGUUGAGCGUCUGUGAGUCGUUCUUUUCCCUACGUGUACACCUCCUGAGCACUAGCUUUGGCCUCCUUCCUCAGCCUUACAAGCCAUCUGACACCAGCUUCCUGACCCUUGCAUGAUGUAGGCAUGGCGGAGAGCUACUGACAGCCAGAUUACCUUGGGAACGUUGGUGAGCUCCCUGCAGUCAGCUGCAGGGCCGGGAGGCCCUCGUUGUCAGCGUGUGUAGGACUGUGAGAGGUCCAUACCCUGAAAAGGAGCGAUGCGUCUAAUAUGCGUUGGAGUUAUGCCCAGGCCACAGGUGACCGUUUCCAUUGGGAAGAUGGCCGCCUCGCAGGGAAACAUGUUGAGAAGUAAUGAAGGAUUUGGAUGGGUUUUUACGACUGUCGUGUUGCAUACUUGCAAAGAUUUAUUUAAGGGAGGGAUGUAUCUAAAUGUCAGCAUUUUGUUUGUUUUUUAAAAAGGCUUUUUAAGAAAAUAUUUUUUUUAAUUUUAUUGGCAGAACCAUUUAGGCGCUACCUUUUUAGUGAACUUUCUGGUACACAAAACAAUAGCGUGUUUUGUACAGCCUUUUGCUUUUUCUCCCUCGCAUGAAGACAUGAAGCUGCCUUAUAUUGGAUCAAAGCCUGGUCCAUCGAGGUCAUUAUUGUCUACUCAGACCGGCAGCUGCUGUCCAGGUCUCAGGCCGAGGUCUUUCACGUGACCUGCAGUCUGGCCCCCUGACCCUCUUAACUGGAGAGGCCAGGGGACUGUGCCUGGGACCUGCAGCCCUGAAAAACAUAACAAAUACUACUUGUCCCCUUUUCCUGCUCCAACAGAGUUUUCUCACAUGCAGCCUCGUUUCUCAUCCUUCUCUACCACUUGAGACAACAGACAAAUCACCCCGAAGGGCAAGGAGAGCAAAUGAAAGAUGGGGGGGGGCUCUUUUUCUACGCCUUGAUCACAGAACUGGCGUCCUGUUUUCUGAAGAACUCAUCUUUGUUUUGAAAAGUGUACAGUAGUGCCGUGUUCCCAAUGUAACUUUGACUUAAUAAUGUUGACAUGUCUCAGGUUCAUGUGUUUUGAUUGGUGUUUUCCGUCUCAGGUAGAUCGCAAAACUUUUGGCCCCACACAUUGAAAGAGAACACAACAAACAACCACAACAGGAAAUAAAGGAUUUUAGUUGUAAUACCAAGUUUCAAGGCAUUUUGGUUUCUGCGAGUAUACAGUGCACUGUUUGAAAUGUAUUGUUAAGUAUUGAUUUGUACAGGUUUAGAUUACAAGGGUUUUGUUAGGAGUGGCGAAAGAACAAACUUGUUUCUUGUGGGUUUUGUGGUUUGGGUUUUUUUUUAAAACAAAAUGAGCGUUGGUAAGAAAAAUGAAGGGUGUAUAACUGAUGCCAAAUAAGCUUGUUCUUUACUCACCGGUGACCUUUUUUUAAUUUUGCCCCCUUAGACCGGUUCUGUUUAAGGUGUCCAUUGGAUGAUGUUGCAGUGUAAGAAAAAUGCAUAUCCAUAUCUUCCCAUUCACAUUUUGUAUUGGUUCAUGUAUACCAUUUUUACAAAGAAAAAGAAGUACUAUAAAGUAUCUGUCUUCUUAAUAAAAACAAAUUAAUGUUACAAAACUA